Branchiostoma belcheri (Belcher's lancelet) is the source of this 1510-nucleotide messenger RNA. RefSeq lists its product as uncharacterized. Gene Ontology annotation, cellular component: mitochondrion. The record is from RefSeq and is a predicted model, not a curated record. The transcript is spliced from 3 exons. Bases 24 to 1052 code for a protein of 342 amino acids. Gene Ontology annotation, molecular function: ribosome binding; translation initiation factor activity. Gene Ontology annotation, biological process: mitochondrial translational initiation; ribosome disassembly. Lineage: Eukaryota; Metazoa; Chordata; Leptocardii; Amphioxiformes; Branchiostomatidae.
UUGCCGAUCACUCCGAAACCAAGAUGGCGGCGCCCAUGUGCAGACACAAGCUGAUGGCAUUCAUCUGCACUAGAACCUUCCAAGUUCAACACAGAAGUCUUCCGUGGACUUUGAAGCCAGUUCAGUUUUUCAGCACCUCUUCUUCUUGCCCAAGACUCUUACCAUCUAAAUCUAAUUAUUAUAAUGAAACAACACUUCUGCAAGCAACCAACAUGUUCUGGUGGCGAAGAAGAAACGUCACAACUUUGAAAUAUGAUUGUCUCGAAACCUCUGCCAUUGGCUGUCGUAGUUUGUCCUCAUCUGCAUCGACCAAUGGCAGCAUUGGCAAAACCUUUCCCAUUGGCUGUUAUAGGUUUUCCUCAUUCAUAUCGACCAAUAACAGCGUUAGCAAGACUUUUCCCAUUGGUUGCCAUAGUUUUUCCACAUCCACAUCGACCAAUGACAGCGAUCAUAGCUCUACCAGACCUCAUUCAGAAGUCAAACUUCCUUCAAAUGUGAAGAUCAAGACUUUAGAUGCUGUUGGGCAAAGGAUCAGGCCUGGAACCAUCCACCUUUUUGACCAGGAGGGAAAGAGCAUGGGCGCUGUGCACAGCGUCCAUGCUCUGAAACUGACAAAUGAUCCUGAAAACAGUGGCAUUAGGUUAGUUCUAAUCGACGCAGAGGCGAAACCUUAUCCAGCCUACCAACUCAUGACUCCACAACAACUACUGGACGAGAGAGCAAAACUGAGGGAAGAGAAGAAGGCAAAUAAAGGAGUGGGGGCUGUGCACACCAUGAAAUUCUCCGCGGACAUCACGAAACACGACCUCUCACACAAGGUUCACAAGAUCGACAGUUUCAUUGAGAAAAAGUCUGUCGUCAAGAUUUCCAUCAGUAAUCCCAGGAAUAGUAAGAAAACAACAGACGAUAUGGUGAAGCUAGCAGACAACAUUCUGAAGUCGCUGACUAACAAAGCCGUGUACCAGACUCCUCCUAUACUGAAGGGAACUGCAGUCAACUGUGUGAUCAGGCCAGCGUCAGACAAGGACGCCAGUAUGGGCAAGAAGAAAUAAACACCAGGGACCUUUUUCAGACACAUUGUUUUUGUCUGAGGUACCACAAAUGGACACAAGAAAUUAUGACUCGAGAAUUUAUUGUACUACUACUAGCUGUAAAUCGUGAAAAGUUUUUGGUGGACUUUUAUUGGUCAGACAGCAUCCAAUGGGCCACUUGCAAAUUGACUUGAACGAUUGCAUUUAACCAAGGAAUUAAAUUGGUAUAGCCCGGAGAACAAAAACCACUGUCAUCGCUGGUCUUAAAAACUGCAUAUAAUCUAUCCCUUGCCUAGUAGUACAUAUUCUAAACCUAAGGGACCUACUGGCUAUGUGAACAAUCUUGUAUCUGCUUGAAUUUUUUAUGCUGCUCUACAGAAUAAAAUAGUUUCUUGGAAUAUGUCAAUAAAGACGAUCAUACAUUAACAUCUACAUUAUGUAUAUGAAUAAAAACAAUAAAUGUGUAGAUGUAUGCUGAA